AUGUUGGACCCCAUUCCAGUGUCUCCUUCUGGCCACGCCAGCCCACAAUUCUCCGAGAGAAUUACCUCGAAAUCGGUCGACCGUAUUAUCGAGACAACAAGCAUGAGGGAAGGUCGUUUGAGAACAGACCGAAGACUCAUGAUUUUACGCCGGACAACACAAGGAACAAGCUCGUUGAACAGUGUAGCUUCAUGGGAUUCACCUGUCAUUGGCACAGAUCAAGUAAUAAUGUUUUCUGCGUGGCAAAAGCUUUCCAAAGAAAAACAAUUCCUUUGGACACUCAUCUCUGGUGGCAUCGUAAUUGGGUCGGUGAUGAAAGUCGGCUUUUUCAAGAUCCAGAAAAACAUAUUGCUGGAGGCCGGUGCACGGGACCAACGAGACGGUCUGAAGCAUUUACAGGAGGCCAAAGAAUUCGCGGAGUGGAGCAAAAAAGACCGAGAAGCACGGCUUCCAAAGUUGACACCCGAGCAGCGUGAGCAGAUGCGGGAAUACUUAAAGAUUGUACAGCAGCAUGGUCUCACAAAAGGAAUGGAAGGAGCAGAAAACAAUGACUGCAACGGAUGUCCAGUCUUGAAACAAGGAAAGAGUUUUGCCAGUUCGAUGACCUCGGAUUGA
Messenger RNA from Phaeodactylum tricornutum CCAP 1055/1, 615 nucleotides. RefSeq lists its product with no specific name. The record is from RefSeq and is a predicted model, not a curated record. Bases 1 to 615 code for a protein of 204 amino acids. The transcript has 2 exons. Lineage: Eukaryota; Bacillariophyta; Bacillariophyceae; Surirellales; Neidiaceae.